GCCCGAUUUGAGACAGAUCGUUAUCGUUUCGGGGUCACAGGGACUUUCACUCUUUCUCUCUCUCUGCAACAAAGAAGAAAUGGAGGUAGCAGCAGCGACUGCGACGAGCUUCACAACGCUUCGAGCUCGUACGUCAGCGAUUAUCCCGUCUUCUACACGUAAUCUGAGAUCUAAACCGAGAUUUUCUUCAUCUUCAUCUCUCAGAGCUUCUCUUUCGAAUGGCUUUCUUUCGCCGUAUACCGGAGGAAGCAUCUCUAGUGACUUAUGCGGCGCUAAGCUUCGUGCGGAAUCGCUUAAUCCGUUAAAUUUUUCCAGUUCCAAGCCUAAACGCGGAGUUGUCACUAUGGUUAUACCUUUCUCAAAGGGAAGUGCACACGAACAACCUCCUCCUGAUUUGGCAUCAUAUUUGUUCAAGAACCGAAUUGUAUAUUUGGGAAUGUCUCUCGUACCUUCAGUUACUGAGUUGAUACUUGCGGAGUUUCUUUACCUUCAGUAUGAAGACGAGGAAAAGCCUAUUUACCUUUACAUAAACUCGACUGGGACAACCAAGAAUGGUGAAAAGUUGGGCUAUGAUACUGAGGCUUUUGCAAUCUAUGAUGUCAUGGGGUAUGUCAAACCACCAAUCUUUACUCUUUGCGUCGGGAAUGCUUGGGGUGAAGCUGCUUUGCUUCUGACUGCUGGUGCAAAAGGAAAUCGAUCUGCGUUGCCCUCAUCAACUAUUAUGAUAAAGCAGCCCAUUGCUCGAUUUCAAGGCCAAGCAACUGAUGUUGAAAUUGCAAGGAAAGAAAUCAAGCACAUAAAGACAGAAAUGGUCAAGCUGUAUUCAAAGCAUAUUGGUAAAUCCCCGGAGCAGAUUGAAGCUGACAUGAAACGCCCGAAAUAUUUUAGUCCCACUGAGGCUGUUGAAUAUGGGAUCAUUGAUAAGGUGGUUUACAAUGAAAGGGGCAGCCAAGACAGAGGAGUUGUGUCUGACCUUAAAAAGGCACAACUCAUUUGAAUGUCAGAACUGUCUUCCGAAAUCCCAUGAUUAACAGGUUGGAGAUCUUACCGCUGAUCAAAUGGGGAAUCAGUGAACCAUUCACCGGCACAGAACUGAGGUAAAGUCUGGAAAACAUGUUAAAAAAGGUUACUAGUAAUGCUGCAAUUGUAGGGUUAUUUGAACAGAAACAAACCCAUAUGUGUAGGCUUGUGAAUGCCUAGAAACAGGAUUGGUGUAUCUUCAAUAUAUGUUUCUAAGAUGAAUCAAUUUCAUAUGCUGCUGUGUGUGUGUGUUACAAACCAAUAUGUUUGUGUUCACAUGAAGCAAGAACGUGGUACCGUUUAUGGAAUUAGAUGGAGAAUCAAUGAGCGAUGACAUAACGAUAAAUUGCACCAACCCCAUUAUCCUGUGAUAUUCCUUUUUCCUAUGAAAAGUCCACACUUGUCAUUAAACACGCAAUGUUUUGUUGGACUCUACAUGUCAACUGUUAUAGUGACGUCAUCGGUUCCUUACGUGCCGGCGAAUACGAGUUCUUCCACUGGAGUAAGAACUAGCCAACCAUGAUUUAGAGUUAGGGUGUGCAUUUAUAUCAUAGCGAAACGUUGACAAGAAAAUAUGUUCUCUGCAUUUCAAACUUAGGCUGAUCUAAACCAAGGGUAUACAAUUUCUGUAACCCGACACCCAAAAUAUUGAAUCAAAUACUG
Molecule: messenger RNA, 1683 nt
Organism: Arabidopsis thaliana (thale cress)
Lineage: Eukaryota; Viridiplantae; Streptophyta; Magnoliopsida; Brassicales; Brassicaceae
Gene: CLPR4
Product: CLP protease R subunit 4
Exons: 8
Coding region: 80-997 (305 amino acids)
Biological process (GO): proteolysis
Cellular component (GO): chloroplast; chloroplast stroma
Molecular function (GO): serine-type endopeptidase activity; ATP-dependent peptidase activity
Source: RefSeq, marked reviewed